Messenger RNA from Zootermopsis nevadensis, 1926 nucleotides. RefSeq names its product ethanolamine kinase 1 (gene eas). Gene Ontology annotation, molecular function: ethanolamine kinase activity. Gene Ontology annotation, cellular component: cytoplasm. The record is from RefSeq and is a predicted model, not a curated record. Gene Ontology annotation, biological process: phosphatidylethanolamine biosynthetic process. NCBI's taxonomy places the organism in Eukaryota, Metazoa, Arthropoda, Insecta, Blattodea, Termopsidae.
GUGAAAUAAUAUUUGUUUCAUUGGUAACACUGCUGAAUAUGUUGUGGUACAUGGAAUGUAUGUUGUAGCGUACGGUAUUGGUUGUUAUGGCAGCAUUACUUAAUAAUCACAUGUUUUGAUUUCUGGAAAUAGUAUUUAUGUGUCAUGUGAGACGGCGACCCGGGAAUAAAAAUGGUGACUUUCAUUCAUCGUGAAACUGCUGAUCAAUAAAGUGUUUCAAAUUCGAAUAUUUGCUGGCCUGCUAACCUAGUACAGAUCUGACCAAAAUCAUGGAUGCACGAGUAAUUAUAUUUGAAGCACUUUCAGGUGUUCAUUGACCGGAUACAGUUCCUCGCACUAAAGUUUCCCUUUCAACACUACAUUGCCCUGUUCACGACGCAGUUACAAGACGUACCGGGAAAUUACCGUGGUGGACGUGCAAUUGUUUAUGAUUAAGGGCACGACAAUUGAAAACAACGUGUGAACUGACAACGUUGUUCAAUUGUUUCGAGAACAGUGAAUGUGUUUGUGAAGUGAAGUUUAAGAUAGUCGCUACUUCGUGUUCGCGUGUUGGUGUUCUAUUGUUCGGAGUAGAUCUCGACCGCUAGUGGGGAUUAUGUAAUGGUUGCCAGUCGAAGGUCAGGACGUUGGCAUAUCGCAGCUGUAAUAUAACAAACAGCACCACGAGGCCUUCAGUCAGAGCAGCGCCACCAGUAUGAACCAAUCCCCUGUUCACAUUCCGUUGACUAUCUCAGAAGAUAAACUGAUUGAUGGAUCUGUGACGGUUCUCAGUAUCAUUCGACCUACGUGGGCCAAGGAAAAAGUUAAUUUCAAGGUCUUUACAGAUGGGAUCACCAACAAGCUGCUGGGUUGUUUCCACGAAGAAUACCCAGAAGAUGUCGUUCUCGUCAGAGUGUACGGGCAUAAGACGGACCUGCUCAUAGACCGGAACGCAGAAACUCGUAAUAUCCAGCUUCUGCACAAUGCUGGCUACGCUCCCCGUCUGUACGCCACGUUCUGCAAUGGGUUGGCGUAUGAAUACGUCCCAGGAGUGAUCCUCAAUACCACGUCGUGCCGGGAUGCUGACGUCUUCCCGCUAGUGGCCAGAAUGAUGGCUCUCAUGCACAAAGUGAGUAAUGGGGAUGCAGUGUCGAAGGAGCCCAGCGUCUGGCUGAAGAUCCAGCAGUUCCUGGACAUCAUGCCGCAUAGGUUCCAGGAUCCCGAGAAACAAGCCAGGUUCGUGGAUCUGAUUCCCCCUAAGAGCAAGUUGGAGGCGGAGUAUGCGAAGCUCAAGGCGGAGCUGAGCAGUGUCGGCAGUCCAAUUGUGUUCUGCCACAAUGAUCUGCUGCUGGCAAAUAUCAUUUACCACACCAAGAAGAACACCGUCACCUUCAUUGAUUACGAAUAUUCCAACUACAACUAUCAGGCCUUUGACAUUGGCAACCACUUUGCGGAGUUCGCUGGCGUGACAGACGUAGAUUACGCAGCGUAUCCUUCACAAGAAUUCCAGCGCCAGUGGCUACGAGUUUAUCUGGAGACAUUCCACGGCAGCACCACGGACACUUCUCUCGGCGAAGAUGCGAGUGAUGCUGUAACUGAGCAUAGUAUUAGUUGCCUUUACGUGCAAGUAAAUAAAUUUUCUCUGGCGUCGCAUUUCCUCUGGGCAAUAUGGGCCCUCAUACAAGCUGAACAUUCCACCAUUGACUUCGACUUCCUAGGGUAUGCUGAUAUUCGCCUUAAGGAAUACUUCGCGAAGAAGGACCGUUUUCUGUCACUUACUGUCGAAAGUUUAUGAUAAUUAGUUACGUCUAUAAUACUAUUUUUUCCUAUUUUGAAGAAAUUAUACAUAAUUAUUUUGUAUUUACUGCAUAGAAUCUCACGUAAUAUAAAUGUUCUGUUACUAUUUAUAAUAAUUUAAACCGCAGAAUAAAUACAUUAUCAUAUUAA